Messenger RNA from Pectinophora gossypiella (pink bollworm), 951 nucleotides. RefSeq lists its product as uncharacterized. The record is from RefSeq and is a predicted model, not a curated record. NCBI's taxonomy places the organism in Eukaryota, Metazoa, Arthropoda, Insecta, Lepidoptera, Gelechiidae. The transcript is spliced from 4 exons. The coding region runs from base 21 to 884 and encodes 287 amino acids.
CGACGUCGCGCAAACCAACCAUGCGUCCGUUAAUAUUGCUCAAUUUGCUCGCAAUUUGUGUAGCCUAUAGACACAAAAGGUAUCUCGUGUAUCCAGAUGGAGGCCCUGCCAGAGCUCAGUUCAUCGUCGGUCUGGGUAUUCCAGUGGAUCUGAAAGAAGCCUCUGUCACAGUCGGUACUGUAAUUAAGUUCCAAUACGAUUUACCUACAAACAGCAGUGAAUAUACAACAAGAAUCUAUGGAUUUGCUGAAACUGUUUCAAGGGAUAUGGAUUCUAAUGAUGUGGAGGAUAAGAAAAUAGAAGAAGACGAAGAAAACUCUAGGAAAAUAACAGGGACAGAAGAUUUUGACCAAGAAGAUAAUGAUACGUUAGUAGAUAUUACAUUUAAUGAAAGAAGAAAAAGAGCUUUACAAUAUUCAGAAGGCGGUGUCAUAAAUGCUAUAGAUUUGUCUGAACUAAACACGGAAUUGCCUCUAGACGAAGCAAUAAGGAGGCAAGAAGAGAUUGAUAACAAGAAUCUAGAGGAAGAAGACGGACCUAAGAGAAUGAACAGAUGGGACUUUUACAAGAUAUUGGAGCAUAUGGUUGAAAGAUACGGCUACACAGGCAGACCAUGUUUGCUCCGGACGAUCUGUGAAGCUGCAGAAGUGCCCUUCACACACGAAAAUGGCUUGCUCGCAGAAAUUGCCCAUAUUUUAUUCACGCCAUCCACCACCAAGGACACGUUAUCGCACCACACUGACAACGAGUACCAUGCUGCAGAGCGUCUAGGAAGAGAAGCAGGAAUAGACUGCGAGACCUUAUUCCCUGAGUGCGAAGGUUCAGUUCUUGAAACCUUCACGCAAAUUGGAGAAGAUACCUUGCAUAAAUUUGGGCUGGCGUGAUUAAAUGAAGUGUGAUACUGUUGAGUUUUUAUUUUAUUUACGGUGAUCAAGGUCAAGUCAUUGUAGC